UAUCAGUCAGUCGGGGUCGGCUAUAAAAUAAUAAGUAUUAAGUAGGUUUUGAGUAAAGAUUAAUAAAUUCAAAAAUUCAGUGUUCUAUUUCUUAUGUAUUAAAUAUUAAUUUUUUAUAAUUUUAAAUUUAGCAAUAAUUAACCAUUUUACCUAAACAAUUACGAUAGUCUGUUUAAAAGUAUUCAAUAUUUUUUCAAUGUUUAACUUGCCAACUACCUACAAUACCCUAUAAGGAUUUUUUUGUCAUUUUUUCUUCAACACAUUUGACAAAAAUAUACACGUGUAUUUACAAGUUUAAUAUAAUUUAUAAGCAAAAAUUUCAACAAUGACUACAACACUCAAGCCUUAUCUUUCAGUUGUAAAGCAUUCGUUAGAUGCUGCCAUAUGUAUUACCCAGUUUUACUCGCAAGUAGUUGAACGUCAUAGCAAACCAGAAAUAGAAAUGCAAACCAACAGGGAAUUAAUAUUGACUCCAAUGUUAAUCAGUCGCAAUGAACGAGAACGUGUUUUUAUUGAAAGCUCUAUAAAUUCAAUACGGGUGAGCAUUGCAAUUAAACAAUGUGAUGAAAUUGAGCGAUUAUUGUGUGAUAAAUUCACACGGUUCAUGAUGAAACGAGCAGAAAAUUUUUUCAUUCUAAGAAGGAAACCAAUUGCUGGAUAUGACAUAACAUUCCUAAUCACUAACAUGCAUGUGGAACAAAUGUAUAGGAAUAAACUUAUUGAUUUCAUCAUUCGAUUUAUGGAAGAAAUUGACAAAGAGAUCAGUGAAAUGAAGUUGGCAAUAAAUGCAAGAGCAAGAAUAUGUUCAGAAGAGUUUCUCAAACAUUUUUAAAAGAAAAAUGUUUAACUAUCCAGUGUGCAUUAUUUUUUAUUUUCUACUGUAAUCAUUUUUUUUAUAUUGUAAAAUGUUUAAAUGCAAGUUUAUUUAAAGUUAUUAUAAGAUUAAAAUAUAAAGUAUAUAAAAAUCAAUUUCAUAUAUGGUUAAUAGUUAAAACACUUAACAGAAAAGAAAAAAUACUAUUAAGUAAUGAUACAUACAUUUAAAUAGUCUUUUUAUAUGUUCUAUUUAUUUUUUAUUAUUAUUAUAUUUAUUUAUUAUUACUAAGUUCAGUUACAGGAAUAAUUUGAACUAACAUAUUGUUAUGGUGUGAAUACUGACUACCAUUAUUUUACUUUUAUACUUAUCUUAGCCAAACAUAACAUACUAUCUAUUUAAAUACAUUGUACGUGAAUCCAUGAAUAAUAUAGCAUCAACGGUUUAUAUAGUA
Aphis gossypii (cotton aphid) is the source of this 1268-nucleotide messenger RNA. RefSeq names its product actin-related protein 2/3 complex subunit 4 (gene Arpc4). The record is from RefSeq and is a predicted model, not a curated record. Gene Ontology annotation, biological process: actin filament polymerization; Arp2/3 complex-mediated actin nucleation. Gene Ontology annotation, molecular function: actin filament binding. The transcript is spliced from 2 exons. Gene Ontology annotation, cellular component: Arp2/3 protein complex; actin cytoskeleton. Bases 326 to 832 code for a protein of 168 amino acids. Lineage: Eukaryota; Metazoa; Arthropoda; Insecta; Hemiptera; Aphididae.